AUGUCUCCAGAUCUUGUUGCAUUUGACCUUGAUUACACAGUUUGGCCAUGUUUUUGUGAUUCACAUCUUGUUCCUCCAUUCUCCCCCAAGCAAGAAAGCGACGGUUCUGUGCUUACAGUCAUUGACUCUGCUGGCUUUGAGCUGUCAUUAUUUCCAGAAGUUCCACGUAUAUUACUUCAUCUAUACAAAUCUGGAGUUAAACUCUCCACCGCUUCUAGAACUUGGGCUCCCGAUGUAGCUUUAGAUCUUCUUGCUAUGUUCAAGAUUUCACAGGGCCCUGACACCGCACCUAUUGCUUUGAUCGACUUCUUCUCUUCACUCCAAUGGGGAGAUAAACCCAAGAUACAUCAUAUCAGACAGGCAAUCCGUGAAAUAUACGGAGCUAGUCAAGAUACUGAUUCGUCGUUAAGAGAUCGCAAUAUCUAUCUAUUUGAUGAUGAACCAAGAAAUAAAGAUGUAGAGUAUUACGGUGUCAGGUACAUUCCAGUUAAUGCCUCGAAGGGGACCACGUGGGCCUUAUUCCGUAAAUAUAUUAAAGACUGCUAA
Molecule: messenger RNA, 546 nt
Organism: Eremothecium sinecaudum
Lineage: Eukaryota; Fungi; Ascomycota; Saccharomycetes; Saccharomycetales; Saccharomycetaceae
Product: Mg-dependent acid phosphatase
Exons: 1
Coding region: 1-546 (181 amino acids)
Molecular function (GO): acid phosphatase activity
Source: RefSeq, a predicted model, not a curated record